AUGUUCCACUUUAUUGUUUUGACUAAUACCGGGGAGUUUGUUUACAUUAGUCGCAACCCAAACCUUAAUUUCUACCCAUCUCCAAACGCAGCCAUUCCUACUCAAACACCUUCCAUAAUGUGUCUGUUACGUCCAAAUACCAAUAAGAAACUGCUUCCUGACGAAGUUAUAUUCCAAUUGUUUUCUUAUUUGGAAAUUCCCGAAUUGCUUGUGUGUCAACGGGUUUGUAGGAAAUGGCUGAAUUUUUGUUCUGUAUACCUAUGGCACAAAGUUGCUUUUGCUUCUGAAGACAGUUUCAAAGAAUUUUAUAGAUACUAUAUUAAAACAGGUCGUCUUCGAUUGUACGAAAAAUGGAUUCGAAAAUUGAAUUUGUCGCAUGCUAGCGCAUACGUGUUCAACGCAACAAUACUUCCUUUCUCUCGGCUUACAAACUUGGUGCGGCUCAAUUUGUCCAAUUGCGCAAAAGUACCCGAGCUGAAGCUGAUUGUGAUGCUUCACAACAAUCCCGGACUUAUUGCACUCGAACUAAGUAGUAUCCCAAGCAUCACAAACAUGACGCUGUUUACGGUUUGCACGCAUUGUCCUUCGAUUAAGGGUUUGAAUGUUUCCAAUUGUCCGAGAAUCGAUGACACCGGAGUUGUUCAUCUUCUCCAGCAUUGUCGGGGUCUUCGACGUUUGCGCAUUGCGGACUGUCACUUAUUGACGAAUGCAACCCUCGAGGCUAUCGCUACUUUUGGGGAUUUAAUUGAGCUUGACAUUAGUGGCUGCUUUAACAUUGAAUCGGCGGACCUUUUAUAUAGACUUUUUGAGACUAACAAACAGUUGCGCGACGUUAAUUUUUCACGCUGCAGCAAUGUAAUGUCUUCCUUUCGUUUGAGACACCUUAAUACUGCUUUUCCAAGCGUUCGAUAUCUAAAUUUAAGCGAGUCCUCUGAUGUUGAUGAUGAAAUUCUGAACGGUAUUACAAGAUCGUUUCCCAAUUUACAGUCGCUUUACUUGGCAAAAUGCUCUCGUGUUACCAACAUUGGUGUUGACUACAUCACUCGUCUUGCUCCUUCUCUCACUUUUCUGCAUCUGGCACAUUGCUUCGACAUUACGGAUGACGGUGUCGCGGAGCUUACCGAGAAAUGUCAAAAGUUGGUAUACGUUGACUUUGGCGGGUGCGUUCAAAUUACGGACAAUGCUGUCAAUGCAAUUAGUCGGCUUCCUAAACUACAGCGCGGCAUCCAACGUUUAAUUCUCACCCGGAAAAACUUGACACAUCUUAGUGUUACUGGAAUAACUUCCGUAUUAAAUUCUGAUUUAACGCAUUUUUCGCGUCCUGUUCCUCGCGGCAUGAGUCCAUCCCAGGCUAAGAUUUUUUGUGCUCUACUAAAAGAAAACAUCGAUGCUUAUCGGGAGUACCUGGAAAACUGUUUCAAACAGCAACCCCCCUUGAAUGGGCUUAAUGGCUACAUCACCGAGAAGGAACGUCUUGGAAUGUUUCGUGAAACCGCAUGA
Molecule: messenger RNA, 1500 nt
Organism: Schizosaccharomyces japonicus yFS275
Lineage: Eukaryota; Fungi; Ascomycota; Schizosaccharomycetes; Schizosaccharomycetales; Schizosaccharomycetaceae
Product: F-box protein Pof2
Exons: 3
Coding region: 1-1500 (499 amino acids)
Source: RefSeq, a predicted model, not a curated record